CGAACAUCUUGAACACCGCAUGUCGCUGGCAGGAAUCCCGCAAUCCGCAAUCCGCAGCUUACACCCUACAGCUUUUGACGAAGAGCACAAGUGGGCAGCUAACGGCAAUCCUUCUACGCCGGGGACCGCAAUUGGUGAAGAAACAUCGCGCGUGCGAGUUCCUGAGGGAAACCAUACCGGUUAUCUUGCACAAUGGGACGAUAUAACUUAACUGCACUUCGUGUAAGGCGGACCGCCCUAGCUACUACACAAUGUGGUAAGCCAGGGACGCGACAGCCUUGGCUGGAUGUCAUGGCAGAUAUCCCGCCAGCGUCAAUUCUUGUUCGCAAUCAAGCCCCGUCACAUCCUAUCAUCAAACAACGAAUGAGGACCGUUCCGGGAAAGUCAAAACCACAACUUGAAAUCAGAACGUCCGUCGGCCGGAAGCAGACCUCGAAGAAACCGAGCCGCGUCUUCCAGCCGAAGGAAAUACGGUACGAGGAAGACCAGCUACGAAAGGAAUUCUUUCGUGAUCAUCCAUGGGAGCUUGCUCGGCCACGAGUAGUUCUUGAGAAUGACGGAAAUGACCAUCGAAGAUACAACUGGCAGAAUAUCCAACAGCCGGGAAAGAAACUUGAUGGAGAAAGUGUCGUACAACGGCAACUAUACCUCCUCAACAAUGUCCCGGAUAUGACUAAAGGCGCUGCAUAUGAUAUUGCCCGACGCGAAUUCUACCAGCUGCGUCUACAGGAGGAUGUCGAGCGAAGGGUUGCCCAGGAGGAGGCCCUGGCGACAGGCGCAUAUUUCGGGCCAGAUAUGCACACUGUUGGAAUGGAACUGGAGAAUCAAGAAUAUGAGAAAUGGAAGGUAUGGGCCGAGAGUGAAAACCAAGCGAUGGAGCAGCGUCUGGCUGCUUUCACCGGCUCUACUGGUGCUAGGGAAGAGAGCGGCGAACCCGACGAGGAGGCCCCUCUGAUAGAUGAGGAAGAUGUGAUAGCAGCGCCUGAAGUAGCAGAAGCCGAAGUGCCAUCACGGUCUCCCAUCUAGUAACAUUGUGGGGUUAUUCAUUGUUAGAGGUCAUUCCGGGGAGCCAUGCACUGAGUAGUAUUAAACAAACUCUGGUAUAUCAAGCCGUAUAUUUCCACUUUGUAUUUUUAGCUGAAAAUACCACAAACUGUCACUCAGUAGCUAGAGAUUUCCCUGUGAUACUCAUUGAUGUAUUGCAUGCCAAUCUGGAGAUUUCUGGUCUCUCUGCAGCACGGGUAUAAUAUGUCUCCAAUAAUCGAUUCCUUGACAUCACUGUUUCUCGGUAUCAGGCCAAAACCAGCGCCUGAGGAAAAAAAAAAAAAAAAAAAAAAAAA
This is a messenger RNA of Blastomyces dermatitidis ER-3, 1340 nucleotides long. Its product is annotated as 37S ribosomal protein S25, mitochondrial. The transcript is spliced from 3 exons. The record is from RefSeq and is a predicted model, not a curated record. Bases 193 to 1026 code for a protein of 277 amino acids. Gene Ontology annotation, cellular component: mitochondrial small ribosomal subunit. NCBI's taxonomy places the organism in Eukaryota, Fungi, Ascomycota, Eurotiomycetes, Onygenales, Ajellomycetaceae. Gene Ontology annotation, molecular function: structural constituent of ribosome.